AUGGAGAAAUUAAGGUUGCCUGAGGGAGUGGUUAGAUUUGAUUCCAAGGAAUUGGGCACAAGCGGCUCCGUGUUUCCGCGGAUGCUUGUGCCUCCACCGUCGCCGUAUGGAUCUCUCGACCCAGCCUCGGUCGCUGCAGAUGUCAUCUUCAUCCAAUCCAAGGGCAAGGGCCUCCUAAAUCUGGUCAGAGCCUUAGACUGA
This is a messenger RNA of Dovyalis caffra, 201 nucleotides long. The record is from the annotation of a GenBank genome assembly. Lineage: Eukaryota; Viridiplantae; Streptophyta; Magnoliopsida; Malpighiales; Salicaceae.